GAUGUUCGGCGGAACGGACACAACGGUUACGACAUUGCAAUGGGCCAUGGCGGAGCUAGUGAGGACUCCUCGAGUGCUCGCUAGAGCCCAGGAGGAAGUCCGCCGAGUGGCAGCCGGAAAAAGCUACGUCGACGAGGAGGACCUCCCGAGGCUCAGCUACCUGCAGGCCAUCGUCAAGGAGAUCCUCCGACUCCACCCGGCCGCCCCCCUGAUGCUGCCCCACGAGUGCCAGCAGAGUUGCAAGGUCGCUGGCUACGACGUUCCCGCCGGCACUAGAAUCUACAUCAACGCGUGGAGCAUCGGGCGAGAUGCGAACCUAUGGGAUAAACCCGACGAGUUCCGGCCGGAGCGGUUUGAGGGCAGCUCCGUCAACUACCAGGGGCAGUGCUUCGAGCUGGUGCCGUUCGGCAGCGGCCGGAGGAUCUGUCCCGGGAUCUUGAUGGCAGAGUGGGUUAUCUGGCUUACACUGGCCAAUCUCUUACACGGCUUCGACUGGGCAUUGCCUGCGGGAGUGAGAAGGGAGGAUCUGGACAUGAGCGAGGUGUUUGGGCUCGUCGUUAGCAAGAAGGAGCCGCUCGUGCUGAUGGCAACUCCGGCGAAGUUACUUUAAUUGCAUUAUGGCGGAGGGGAAUGCUGAUGGCAACUCUGGCGAAGUUACUUUAGUUGUAUUA
Zingiber officinale is the source of this 671-nucleotide messenger RNA. Its product is annotated as cytochrome P450 71A1-like. The record is from RefSeq and is a predicted model, not a curated record. Lineage: Eukaryota; Viridiplantae; Streptophyta; Magnoliopsida; Zingiberales; Zingiberaceae. The coding region runs from base 2 to 610 and encodes 202 amino acids. Gene Ontology annotation, molecular function: heme binding; iron ion binding; oxidoreductase activity, acting on paired donors, with incorporation or reduction of molecular oxygen. The transcript has a single exon.